Sinocyclocheilus grahami is the source of this 2808-nucleotide messenger RNA. RefSeq names its product voltage-dependent P/Q-type calcium channel subunit alpha-1A-like. Gene Ontology annotation, cellular component: neuronal cell body; voltage-gated calcium channel complex; membrane. Bases 1501 to 2808 code for a protein of 435 amino acids. The record is from RefSeq and is a predicted model, not a curated record. The transcript is spliced from 11 exons. Gene Ontology annotation, biological process: chemical synaptic transmission; calcium ion import across plasma membrane. Gene Ontology annotation, molecular function: high voltage-gated calcium channel activity. Lineage: Eukaryota; Metazoa; Chordata; Actinopteri; Cypriniformes; Cyprinidae.
AAACUGCACAACCCCUCCGUGUCGUAAAAACAAGCCGACGGUAUUUUCAUGCGGCAAAGGCAGGUGAGCUGAGGCUGAGAACGCAUUCGGUGGAGACUCAACAGUCGGUUCAGGUACAGACCGGAGUCAGAAGAAUAAAUUAAUCAGUGGGGUGCGUGCGCCGUGCGUCAUGUGCUGCAAGAAGAACUGGCCAGAGCGCUGAAUUGAUCAGUGGCUCAUUAUAGCUUAGCUUGCCAGCUGAUCGGAGCUAAUUUCGUUCGGCUUGUGUUUCACAAGCUGAUAUCCUGCGAGCCCCCACCCCACACUCGCCCUCAACUGCCUCCUCCCCCUCUUUUUUUCUUCAGGGGCGCUUGACGGAGAGUAACGAGGCUAACAGACAGCUCAACAUUGGCAGAAAUAAGGAAUAGAGGGAUCCGAGUGUUCUCACGAACGGAUUGCCCUCACACUCGGGGAAGAUGAACAGAUCCUACGCGGCCCAGAGCCCAGUGCAGGGGAACACAAGCGGCAAUGGGAACCCGGAGAUGUCGCCGUAGUCCCCUCGCGACUGAUGCUUCUACUUUCUGUCACGGUGUGUCCCUUCAUUGGAUUUUAUGACGGUUGGAUUGGUUCUUUUGCACUGAAAUGCCAGUGAUAGCUCUGGCGAAAAGGAUGACACCUUACCAGUGAGCAAAAAACAAACAAACAAUCGAUACUUGUGAGACCUGUUAUUGCAUCCGAAUAAUUACCUGUGUCGUGAAGAAGAGGGAAACGGAAUUAACAUCAGAUAUCGCACAUCUCUCCGUAGCUGAGAUGCAAAUACAUGCGAGUAAACGUGAGCGCGAGGUGACCGAAGGCAGAUUAUAGCUACACCGUGCCAAAUAUUGCGGAUGUUGCGAAAUAAAUAAUUAAUCAUUUUUAUCCUAUUUUUUCCCCGUUUUAAAUAGAUAUGGAUACUGUAAUCAUCAAAACUGAACUCGGAUGAUUGUUUUAAAUGUUUCCAUUUUUGUUCACUUGGUUAGCCAUCACACCUAGAUCGUAUAAAUGAUUGUAGCUAUGAUAAUUGCAACCUGAAUUUCCAAGGAAAAGCGCGGAUGAGAGACAGUUCUGGAAAAUAUGAGGAUGGAGCCACAGAAAACGAGAGAUUUAGCCAAGAAUUGCAUGGCCGUGGAAAUAUGUUGAUUGUGGACAUAAAAUGAGGUGAUGAUGGACCAUUUUGUGUGUUGAAGUGGGCAACGAACCUGUGAACUACAAAAUAUAAGGCGCGCUUUUUUUGUUCGAUUUUUUUUGUUUGUUUGUUUUUGUUGUUGUUUUUUUUGUUCGUUUUCUUUUUAGUUUGCUUAAAAUCUAACCAUCAAGCUCCUGGAGCGUAACAUCGCAUAUAAAAGCCAUGAAGACAAAUGUGUACUCCAGUUAUACACGUAUUAAGUUUUGAAGCAGAUGGGAUGUAAUGUGGUGUGGUCGCGUUGAAUAUUCGCCCCCUUUUUUCCUGCUUCGUGAAGACUGGCAUUUGGUGUCUAUAGAAUGGCUCGGUUCGGAGAUGAGGUGCCGUCCAGGUAUGGCGGAGGACCGGGACACGCUCAAGGGGGACCCGGCCGCGGCGGCAGCAGGCAGGGCGGCCCGCCGGGUGGUCAACCGAGAGUGUACAAGCAGUCAAUGGCCCAGCGAGCCAGAACUAUGGCCCUGUACAACCCUAUACCGGUGCGGCAAAACUGCUUCACUGUCAACCGAUCUCUGUUCAUCUUCAGUGAGGACAACUUCGUGAGAAAAUACGCCAAAAAGAUCACCGAAUGGCCUCCAUUUGAGUACAUGAUCCUGGCUACCAUCAUUGCUAACUGCAUCGUCCUGGCCCUGGAACAGCAUCUUCCAGAUGGGGACAAGACACCUAUGUCAGAGCGCUUGGAGGACACCGAACCCUACUUCAUCGGCAUUUUCUGUUUUGAGUCAGGCAUUAAGAUCUUGGCUUUGGGCUUUGCCUUCCACAAGGGCUCGUACCUACGCAAUGGCUGGAAUGUCAUGGAUUUUGUAGUGGUGCUUACUGGAAUCCUGUCCACAGUGGGCACAGACCUUGAUCUGAGGACGCUGCGUGCUGUUCGAGUGUUGAGACCCCUCAAACUGGUGUCUGGGAUUCCCAGCUUGCAGGUUGUGCUUAAAUCCAUCAUGAAGGCUAUGAUCCCUCUGCUGCAGAUCGGUCUGCUGCUCUUCUUUGCCAUCCUCAUGUUCGCCAUCAUUGGUCUUGAGUUCUACAUGGGCAAAUUUCACACCACUUGCUUUGACAACAUCACUGAUGAGAUACGAGAGGAGUUUCCAUGCGGAAAUGACACUAACGCUCGGACCUGUCCUAAUGGAACAGUAUGUAAAAAGUACUGGAUUGGACCCAACUAUGGUAUUACCCAGUUUGACAACAUCCUGUUUGCCGUGCUCACAGUCUUCCAGUGCAUCACCAUGGAGGGCUGGACUGACCUGUUAUACUAUAGCAAUGAUGCUUCAGGGAGUGCAUGGAACUGGAUGUACUUCAUCCCCCUCAUCAUCAUCGGCUCCUUCUUCAUGCUCAAUCUUGUGCUGGGUGUGCUGUCAGGUGAGUUUGCCAAAGAAAGGGAGCGUGUGGAGAACAGGAGAGAGUUUCUUAAGCUGAAGCGUCAGCAGCAGAUAGAGAGAGAGCUGAACGGAUAUCUGGAGUGGAUCUGCAAAGCAGAAGAAGUGAUUUUGGCUGACGAGGACCAUGACCCAGAUGACCGGAUGCCCUUUGACGGCUCGCGAAGGAGGCCUACCAUCAAGAAGAAUAAAGCAGACUUGCUCGAUGCAGAGGAUGGAGAUGGAGAUAUAGUGUGA